CCAACAGUGUUGUUCGACCAGUGACCACGGAUGUAGCGGUGGGCCUAUCUUGUCUCGUCUGUCAACCGCCCUCCCCACCCCCACCACAAAGUCCCUGCCUGAUCUUUGCGGAGAGGGGCGCUAGAUGCUUGCGGUUGGUUGACGAAUCACUCUGGUCUCAGGGAGAGGAAGAAGGAAAGAAAGGAAGGGAGAGGAGGAGGAGCGCGUCUUCGUUUCAUCGUUCUCGAACGUAAACAAAACAUCUUCACGCGCUCGGUGCGACAGAAAUCAAGUGGCGAAAACGGAGAUAUACUAUUUAUAUAUAAUUCCGUGGAAGUUAUUAGGAGCUGCUUGCCAACCCUCUUUCAGUGUAGGAUUGCAUCUCCCUACGGGCUACCCAAAAACAAGAAACUGUGUUUGGUGCAAAGCAAGAUUAAGAAAAUAACAGCAAAAGCAAACAAACAUCCAUCUUGCACCGUGGUCUUUCGUCGACAACACCUCCAACUUCGCCACCAAGUUACGAUCAAGAUCAUAAAUUAAACAAAAUAUAUAUAUAGACCUAGUUCCGCGUUGCUUUAGUUAUCAUAAAAGCACAUUGACGCCGCAGUGGGAAAAAUCCGAAGAUUGUCUUUGCAAUGGCAGAUUUCAAAUGGUGCAAGAAGAGGAAAUAUACAAAUUUCGUGGCGUUGGAAUAGAAACAUUGCUUAUUUUACGGUUUUCUGAAACACCAGCAUGCUGCAAGUAGUGAAAUAUCGACGGGUUUCGACUCAUCGUCGCGACGGACGAAUGUACGAACUGGCAGGGAGGCUUUACAGUCACGUGAUGCAUCUGAUGAGAGUGUUGGAGGCCAAACUGUCCCUGAUCAAAUUUGCCUCGACGAUAGCGGCUUUCGCGGUGUUUAUCUGCUUCUUGCCGGGUCUUCUGUUCUUAUAUACAGGUAUCAAAUGUUGGCGCUUGUGCGUGGGCUGGUGGGCACUGAGGAUGGUUGAUGGCAUCGAGGAACUGAGUGGCGUCACAGUCAGAGCGGUCAUGGAGGAAGGCCCGGACAAUCGCAGCUGCGUCGAGACGCUGCUCUUCUGUUUGUCUGGUACUCCCAGCAUCACUUAUCUCAGGAAGAAGAUACAGGAAGACAUCCUGGACCGGAAAGGAAGUGAUGGUAAAAUUCUCCACCCGAAUUUCCGUCGCAGAGUGGAGAGGGUGUGUGGGUAUUACGCCUGGGCCAAACAUGACAAGUUCGAUAUCACACAGCACGUUCUCAUGGCGCCUAUGCACUACCGAGGAAGGAUCAUUACUACGAGGAACAUUCAGGAAUACAUGGGUGAAGUGGUAAGUCAGCCACUUCCAGAAGAUCUCCCUCCUUGGUGUGUCAAUGUUGUGACAAUAAGUGAUGGGGGAACUGAAGGCGAAGGAGAAACCUGGAUUGUGGCUCGAGCUCACCACCUGCUUGCAAUGCAAUUGGACCUCCCAAACCUGCUGGUGUCAUCUUAUCCCGACCCUUGGCAAAACCCAGCUACACGAGGACUCACACUGCUCUCUGCUCCAGCAUCCACAAUUCAAUUUGUCAAGGCUGUCAAGACAUUUGGGCGAACAACAGCGAACACAUCAAAACAAAUGUUGAGUAACUGGUGGCAUGAACGUCAAGCUGCCAUUGUGAGUCCAGUAAGGAGUGCUCUGGAAGAAUCCAUUCAGGUAGCAUACAAGACUAAUCCUGGUGAGGAAUUUCACUUGAAUAUCUUUCGCCAAUUUUACACAGUUGCCGUUUUUCUCUCUAUAUUAUGGAGAAACGUUCAUGACCAUAUAAAUGCCUUUAUAGUAGCACUGAUUAGAUAUUGUAAUGCAGAAUAUAUCUCACGCUGCUGUUUUUCAUUCUCAUCUGGCUUGAUGCAUAUGUUAUGGAGAGCAUUCUUGUGGAUUCUAAAGUUCCCAUGGACAAUAUGGGAGCUAGUCAAAACAUUACGAUCUUACAUUAAAAAACUGCUGUCAAGCAAAGAAUACAACAUUGUCAGGAACGCAUUCGUCGAGAUCUAUUGGAUGACCCGGGCAUUUGUAACCUUACCACGUCUGAUACUUGAAGAGGCCCUCAGCAUACACGGUGUCACCCCUCUGAUGGGAUGGGUGGGGAGACGUCAAAGAACACUUUCUUCCCGAGGUUUAGGGCGCACCGGGGGUAUGGCACUAGCUUGGAGUGACCCUGUGCCACUUCUCACUGCAAAAGGUGUGCGUGGUGCCACUGGAGCUACGAUAAGUGAAAUCUUGAUGACGGCUUGUUCGGGAGCAGUUCGUGAUUACCUACGGGUAACUGGACUGCCUGUCCCAGAUGAAGUGUGUUGCACAGUACCAGUCUAUUCACAACAUCGAGCUAAAAGCAGAGAAGAAACAGAAUCACCAGGGUUAGUUACUCUUGCACUUCCCACGGGCGCUUCAGAUGCCUCUUCUGCUUUGGAAAUUGUUAGAAAGUCCAUGGAAAAAAUCCGCAGGUAUCCAGAACGAUAUCUAGCGUCCGUUUGGCUCAUCAGAAAUGUAGUCUAUUUUCUGCCAGAGUCUCUACUUGGAGCUGUGUUUCGUGCUUUGUCUGUGCGUUACCCAGUUGCUAUGUCCAAUCUUGCAGGACCUUCGAAGUCUACAAGCAUCUGGGGUUUUGAUCUUCUAAACAUCUUUUACUGGAGACCUCCCCAGUCUGGGUCAGUGCUCUCGGUUUGUGUAACAUCUUACGAAGGCCGUGCACACCUUGGAGUGUUGGUCGAUGGCCGCAUAGUUCCGAAUGCUGCAACACUCCCACAAGCUUUCGUCACACACCUCAAUGAACUUGCUGUUGAUACUGGAGUUAGAUUAAUACGUCAGUGUAGUCGAAGCUGGUCGAGGGGCAGCUCCCCAGGAAACACCCCCUCUCCCACCCCACCCCCAACGCCAACGUGCUCUCACAAAAUGAGUUUCCCUCAGUGGAACAAACUGAAACCAUCGAACAAGAUGGCGAGGAGACAAUCUUCAGUCUUUUAACGGAAAUAUUUGUCGUUCGUGAAAUCUUCAGCCUUUUAGAGAAUAUAUUUAUGUCAGCAGUGAGUCAUGGUGAAGGGCUAUCUUACAGGCUAUUUCCACACUAAACACUAAGCAUCUUUAUGAGCAUAUUUGUCCUCAGUGGAGCUGUGUUGGCAGGGUUAUCUGCAAGCACAUCUACCAUCAGUGGAGCAUGCUGCAAGGGGCAUAUUCCAAUGUAUUUUCUAUCAGUGGAGCAUAAUGAAUAGGGAACCUUCCAAUACACUACCUGUCAGUCGAGUGUGAGGAAAGAAGCAUGUUCCAAUAUAUUUGCCCUCAUGGAGCAUCGUAGGAGGGGCAUCCUCCAGUGCAUGGGCUAGUAAUGGAGCAUAAUGAAGAGGUUACCUGCUAACAUCCAUAUGUUUCUAUUCAUGUUGAUUUCAUCUCUCAAUGUCUUAAACGCAUGUUUAAGUACUUAUAAAAAAUCGGUAAAGUUUUGUGGUAGUAACUUCAGAGAGAGAGAGAGAGAGAGAGAGAGAGAGAGAAGAGGACUGAUUAUUCCUUUGAAGAUAUAAAAAUGUUUAAACAAGCCUACUCAGCUGCCUCGAUCACAUCCAGAUUCUUCAGUUAAGAGUGAGUACGGAGAAAUGGAGAAGGGCAUUGGCUUAAUGGAGUGCCGUAACUGUUUGAAUGAAAGAGCCUUAAUGUUUGGGAAGAAUAAAAGCAUAUUCAUAAGACAACCGGAACCUAAUGUAUUUGCAACAAUCGAUGGAGUCUAUCAGUUUUGGCAUACGGUUAAUUCGGUUAUAUUAUGUAUAUAGAAAGAUGUACACAAAUGUACAGUAUGGCAAGUAUGAUUCAAAAUCUAAAUGUAAAUAUAACCGUCUUUGUU
Molecule: messenger RNA, 3844 nt
Organism: Macrobrachium nipponense
Lineage: Eukaryota; Metazoa; Arthropoda; Malacostraca; Decapoda; Palaemonidae
Exons: 7
Coding region: 712-2976 (754 amino acids)
Biological process (GO): triglyceride biosynthetic process
Cellular component (GO): plasma membrane
Source: RefSeq, a predicted model, not a curated record